Messenger RNA from Hydra vulgaris (swiftwater hydra), 1160 nucleotides. Its product is annotated as checkpoint protein HUS1. Gene Ontology annotation, biological process: telomere maintenance; double-strand break repair via homologous recombination; meiotic DNA integrity checkpoint signaling. NCBI's taxonomy places the organism in Eukaryota, Metazoa, Cnidaria, Hydrozoa, Anthoathecata, Hydridae. The record is from RefSeq and is a predicted model, not a curated record. Gene Ontology annotation, cellular component: site of double-strand break; checkpoint clamp complex; nucleolus.
UCGGAUAGUUUCGCAUUAAUGGCCCCCUAUCAACUUCCCGCUUGAAAACACAAAAGCCAAAUGUCCAAGAUUCAAUUUCUGUGAUGUUAUAAACAAAAACACUUUUUUUAGAAAAGUUUUAAUUAGUUUUAGAACUGUAAUUUUCAUAUCAAGAUAUGAAGUUUCGUGCUAAGCUUGUUGAUAUCGGCUGCAUUCAACAGUUUACUAAAGUGCUCUCAACUGUCAGCAAAAUAUCUAAGACAUGCACACUGAGGUUAUCUCAAGAUCAAGUUGUAUUGACUCAAAAUGAAAAAGCUGUCAAUGGAGGAACAAGUUUUUGGUGUGAAAUGAAUCAGGUUGAUUACUUUGAUGAAUAUCGAAUUGAAGGAAAAGAUGAGAAAAACGAAAUUUAUCUGGAAAUUAAUAAUGAAAAUGUUUUACGUGCAAUGAGAUCUGGUCACACUGCCCAGUUUAUUAAAAUCAAGCUUACAAAAAAACAAACACCCUGCUUGACAUUUGAAAUCACUUUGUCCUCUCUUACUGCCCACACGCGCAAUGUCAUCCAUGAUGUUCCUGUUGCAGUAAUUCCUACGAGGUACUGGGACGAUUUUAAGAAACCAACUUUGCCCAACUAUAAUAUUAAGAUUCAUACGCCAAACCUUAAAAUAAUGAAGAGUGUUGUUGAAAGAAUGAAAAACAUCAGCGGCUUUAUGGUGAUUACAGCUUUGCAAAAUGGAGAGCUGUGUUUCAAGGUUGAAACAGACGAAGUUACUGCGUCAACUUACUUUCAGAAUAUGCUAGUAGAACCCAAUGAAAAGAGCACACUUGUAGAGCAUGAUAUUGAUGAUACUGAAUCUGUAGGAGCCCGUGUUGACAUCCAAAAAUUGUUAUCAUUUCUUCACGCUCAAUUAUUAAAUGCCACAAAAACAAUUUGCGCAAUUGUUGAUCAAAAAGCUGUACACAUGUUCGUAGAUUGCAAUGAUUUGCUAUUUCAGUAUUUUAUCCCUUCUACAAAUAUAUCUAUUACAUAGACAACUCCAUAAAGCACAUUAUGAAUCACCGAGAUACUACCUUUACAAAACCUCUUCAACAAUUAACUUUUUUUUCUGUUGGUAGACAGUCUUUUGUAUUAUUUGUGUUAAAAUUGACUUUAAUUGCAGUGUUUAUUAAGUUAUUUUUGA